GGAAGCGUUGCUAUGGCGGCGGGUGCGCUCAGCGGCCUGGUCGCUGCGCUGGAGACCCACCGCGGCCGCGACCGGGCGGUCCGUGCGCUCUGGCUAUGGCUGCCAGCUGGCGGGCGGAGCGCUGGCGGGCCGCAGGCUUCCCCGUCCGGGCUGCCGGGGAGCCUGCUGGCCGUGUCCGCCCAGCUGAGCGCCUGCCGCACGGCGCUGCGCCUCUUCGAUGACUUCGCCAUGCUCAGACACAGCUGCGGCUACGGGCUGGGCCCCAAGGACGAGGACGGGCUGGUGCGGGGCGCUGUCGGUGCUCUGCAACGUGGCCAACCAGCUGUACUACCCCUGCGAGCACGUGGCGUGGGCAGCCGCGCCGGCAUCAUCCGCACCUCGCGCUCAGAAGUGGUGGACCCUGAGCACGGGGCUCUGGGCAGUGGCCCUGCUCCUGGGCAUCCUGCGAUCCCUCAGAAUCUUGUGCAGUUAAGAAGAAAGCUGAGGCAGCACACAGCGGACAUCUUCGCUCAAAGUCAGAAGGAAGCGAAAGCCCAAGUGAAGGCUGAAGUUCUGAGCAUCCUUGCACAAGCGGCAGAUCUCUCCAAUGCGAUCCAUUGGCUGCCUCCAGGAUUUCUGUGGGCUGGAAGGUUUCCUCCAUGGUUAGUUGGUCUCCUGGGGACUGUAUCUUCCCUGAUAGGUAUCUACCAAGCCUCUAGAGGAGGGAAUUCUGAAGCUGUAUAAACCAUCAGUAAGCUUCAGGAGCCCAAUUUUUACCUGGUGAAGAUGCCUUUAGUGAGGCAGGAUGCACUUUAACUCCCCUGGGAGGCAAUGAUUGUAAGUUCACCCACCCUGUAAUUGGGACUGUAAUCAAGAUGUCUAUUACAGAGAAGACUGUUUGCAGUUAAUGAUUGUUAUCACUCUCCAUCAGGGAAAUCUUUCAGGUGAAUCCUCUGAAAAUCAAAACAUCUUCUAGGAUUGGUAAUAGGGGGAAAAAAAAGUCACUUCCAUCCUUCCAUCCUCUGUCCCAAAAGACAAAUGCAACAACCCUCCAGUCUUUGCUGUCACUUAAAAGCGCACAAAGUCACCAUUAGGUGGAAAACCAGCCAUGGUUCUGUCACAUAAAACUUCCGAGGGCUGGAUCCUGUGAGCCUGGGCAUGGUGCCCUGGGAGGUGACCCGGAUCAUGGGAGUUUCUCCAUCAGAUAUCCCAGCGUUUGAGCCCAGAACUGCUGCCCCCAGCAGAAACUGGAGCGAGCGGUUAUUUUGUGAUGGUUGCGUUUCUCUGGAGGCAAGAGGGGAAAGAAAUAACCACUGGGAGCCGUGCGGGGCUUUCUUCGGGUCUGCGUUGCUCAUUUAAGGACAAAUACUGGAAGUUGGGACUUUUCGGGUAAAGGAGAAGCCGCAGCGAGCCUCCAGCCGUGCCUUGCUGGGCUGCCGCCGGGUGGAGCUCUUCCACCGGGCUCCGGCCAACGGACUCGUGCCUUUGAAAAGCGGCGAAUGUGUUAAUCCCCGUUCAAAGAACCAAUCAAACCUCUGUCAAGAUGAGUUUUACAGUUAUAUUUCUAGGUGGUGCCAAUAAUAAACGAGAUGAAUGCUUCAAAGC
Molecule: messenger RNA, 1584 nt
Organism: Strigops habroptila (Kakapo)
Lineage: Eukaryota; Metazoa; Chordata; Aves; Psittaciformes; Psittacidae
Gene: PEX11G
Product: peroxisomal biogenesis factor 11 gamma
Biological process (GO): peroxisome fission
Cellular component (GO): peroxisomal membrane
Source: RefSeq, a predicted model, not a curated record